Molecule: messenger RNA, 2181 nt
Organism: Neoarthrinium moseri
Lineage: Eukaryota; Fungi; Ascomycota; Sordariomycetes; Amphisphaeriales; Apiosporaceae
Exons: 4
Coding region: 1-2181 (726 amino acids)
Biological process (GO): intracellular signal transduction; peptidyl-serine phosphorylation
Molecular function (GO): ATP binding; protein serine/threonine kinase activity
Source: RefSeq, a predicted model, not a curated record
AUGGCCGCCAGGGAUCUUCAGACUUCAGGGGUUGCGCCGCCGUUCGUCGUAGGACUCGGUCACGACAAGACGUCUGCGCCGAGGACGGCUCACCGCGUACAGCCUUCGUUCUUGCCCCUCGACGGAGCAUCAUUCGGUCGCGUCUUUACCCCUCUGCUGAACGGCCGCCGACUCUAUACAGCUCGCGGUCUGCACAGCCGGCCAGACCUAGGCAACGCGACCACCAUCCUAGGCCCCUACUCAUCGGCCGAUAUGGAUCCCAACAACCCCAACAACCGUCUGCACCUGAACUUUGGUAACAACAACGAGCGCCUUGCAGCCUCCGACCGCACGUACCCGACCACGCCAUCGACUUUCCCGCAACCCGUCUUCCAGAACCAGCAGCCCGGCAUGCCUCAGCAGCCCCAGGGUGCUGCCCAGCAGCAGUACGCCGGCGGCUAUGCUCCCGCGCCGAACUACUUCAUGCAGCAGAACCAGUACCAGGGCUACCAGGCCCAGGGCAAUAACGCCGACUACAAUGCUGCGUACGCCCAGGGCGGUUAUGCCCCCCGAUCCAACACUCCGGGCACUAAUGAUCCCAAUGUUGGCUUGGCUCACCAGUUCUCCCACCAGAACCUGGGCGGUGCUGCACGCGCCUCUCCCUAUGGCGCUCGAGGGGCCUCUCCCGCUCAGCGACCCCGAACUGCCGGCUCAAACCCCCAGCAGCAGCGAGACGCAUACAACAGCUACCAGAACCACCCUAUGCCCGCGCAGGCCGCCCGACCCGAGCAAGUCUUCCAGACUGCCCCUGAGCGUAACCCGGAGAAAUAUGGCACCAACUCCAACAACAACCAGAAGAAGUGCUCCCAGUUGGCCGCCGACUUUUUCAAAGAUAGCGUCAAGCGUGCUCGCGAGCGCAAUCUGCGACAGAGUGAGAUGGAGCAGAAGCUGGGCGACCCCAACCAGUCGGCCUCCAGACGCGAGCAGAUCUGGCAGAACGGCGGUAAGAAGGAGGGACGAUACCUGCGAUUCCUGCGCACCAAGGAUAAGCCCGAGAACUACAGCACCAUCAAGAUCAUUGGAAAGGGUGCUUUCGGUGAAGUGAAGCUGGUGCAAAAGAAGGCCGACGGACAGGUCUACGCCAUGAAAUCCCUGAUUAAGACGGAGAUGUUUAAGAAGGACCAGCUUGCUCACGUCCGCGCCGAGCGUGAUAUCCUUGCCGAGUCCGACAGUCCUUGGGUUGUCAAGUUGUUCACAACCUUCCAGGACGCAAACUUCCUGUACAUGCUUAUGGAGUUCUUGCCCGGCGGUGAUUUGAUGACGAUGCUCAUCAAGUACGAGAUCUUCUCUGAGGACAUAACGCGCUUCUAUAUAGCGGAGAUUGUACUUGCAAUCGAGGCCGUGCACAAGCUCGGCUUCAUUCACCGUGAUAUCAAGCCUGACAAUAUUCUUCUGGACCGAGGCGGCCAUGUCAAGCUCACGGAUUUCGGCUUGUCCACCGGUUUCCACAAGCUGCACGACAACAAUUAUUACCAGCAGCUCCUGCAGGGCAAAUCUAACCGACCGAGAGACAGAAACUCUGUCGCCAUCGAUCAGAUCAACCUUACUGUCUCUAACAGAGCCCAGAUCAAUGACUGGCGACGAUCCCGCAGACUUAUGGCCUACUCGACCGUAGGAACCCCUGAUUAUAUCGCUCCCGAGAUCUUCACCGGCCAAGGUUAUUCGUUUGACUGUGAUUGGUGGUCGCUCGGGACCAUCAUGUUCGAGUGCUUGGUCGGCUGGCCGCCGUUCUGCGCCGAGGAUAGCCACGACACGUACCGCAAGAUCGUCAACUGGAGACAAUCGUUGUAUUUCCCGGAUGACAUUACUCUGGGUCGCGAGGCUGAGGACCUCAUUCGCAAUCUUAUCUGCAACACUGAGAAUCGUCUUGGCCGAGGAGGCGCACAAGAGCUCAAGGCCCACACUUUCUUCCGAGGUGUUGAAUUCGACAGCCUUAGACGCAUCCGGGCGCCGUUUGAGCCACGCCUUACCUCUAGCAUCGAUACGACGUACUUCCCGACGGACGAGAUCGACCAGACAGAUAACGCAACUGUCCUGAAGGCCCAGGCUAUUGCCAGUGGUAGACAGCCAGACGAGACCCCUGAGAUGAGCUUACCGUUCAUCGGCUACACGUUCAAGCGGUUCGAUAACAACUUCCGAUGA